Messenger RNA from Mya arenaria, 661 nucleotides. RefSeq names its product perlucin-like. Lineage: Eukaryota; Metazoa; Mollusca; Bivalvia; Myida; Myidae. Bases 72 to 581 code for a protein of 169 amino acids. The record is from RefSeq and is a predicted model, not a curated record. The transcript is spliced from 5 exons.
AAGUUUUGAGAGAGAAUUAACAUUACAUCACAUUACAAUAUAUUCGUGUUUAAUUAGAUGCAACAGUUGUCAUGAUAAACUUACUUUGUUUCGCGUUUACUUUCCUUGCUACAGUGAACAGUCAAGGUGCAAAAUGCCCAAUAGACUUCAUGCAGUUUGGGGAGUCCUGCUAUCACAUUUUCGCCACGCCCAAACUAACAUGGUGGGAUGCAAUGUCAUUCUGUGGCAUGUACGGAUUUGGUGAAGGAACGCUUGCAACUGUAGAAUCAGCGGAGGAACAGUUGUUUCUGGAACGCGAGUUGAAAACCAAAUACCCACCUGGUAGCGGACAGGAGGACUUCUGGCUAGGGGCCUACGAUCUCGUCCACGAGGGAAGUUGGGUAUGGGUGAAAAAAAAUGAGUACGUACAAGGCGGUUACGAGCACUGGGGCCAAGGACAGCCAAGCGGGGGGACGGGGGAAAGUUGCCUUGGGCUGUAUGAUGGUUUGAACUACAUGUGGAACGAUGCACCCUGUGGGAGACCGGAGGGGUUCAUAUGUGAAGUGCCAUUCGAAGGACGGUCAUCAGAAGUCAUUGGAUAGUGACAUCAUUACUGAUGGCUUAAAUGAUAAAAAAAAUCCCUGUAUUAAUUUGUAACGAAAUACACACUGAGUUAAAAACG